AGAGUGAGUUUGAUGUAGACUUCACUGCACCACAUGUAAGAGAUAUGGUGGAUACUAUCAUGGCUCGUCGAUUCCGACAGUUCAAGUAUCGCUGCCAUCAACACUACAAGAAUGAGACGGACAAGGUGAAAGCUCGGGAGAAUCCAAUAGAGGAAGUGAACAUUGAUGACUGGAAGCUACUCUGUGACCAUUUUGAUAGUGUGCAAUUCAAGAAGCGAAGUGACAUAAAUGUAGACAAUAGAAGCCAAGUAUUGUAUCCUCAUACAACAGGUGCUAAGUCACUUAGUCAAAGGAUUUUUGAACUGAAUGAGAAGGAGAAGACGGCAAAUAGCGAGAAAACUAAUGAUGGAGUGGAGCCGAGUAACGGUGAGCAGCAGAAUGACUCA
Molecule: messenger RNA, 386 nt
Organism: Linum tenue
Lineage: Eukaryota; Viridiplantae; Streptophyta; Magnoliopsida; Malpighiales; Linaceae
Source: the annotation of a GenBank genome assembly